Messenger RNA from Bipolaris sorokiniana ND90Pr, 1049 nucleotides. RefSeq lists its product as uncharacterized. The record is from RefSeq and is a predicted model, not a curated record. NCBI's taxonomy places the organism in Eukaryota, Fungi, Ascomycota, Dothideomycetes, Pleosporales, Pleosporaceae. Bases 307 to 663 code for a protein of 118 amino acids. The transcript has a single exon.
ACUCACCACUCUCCAACACACACAACAUCCACACGCACCCCCCCUUCGUCUAACCACCAUCUUAGUGUACAUUUGUUCAUACUUAGAUAACAACUGUGCCGCACAAAGCAACCCCUCGACGCCCCCUCAACCUUCUCACCACCCUCUCUCCAACCCUGACUCUUGCUCGCCGUCAUGGCGUGCACCCCCAAUCCCUCCUCCCAGCCACUGCAAAAAAACAAAUGCUCCCGCUUUCCGUAAUGAGAGCGAUGCCCGGCUCCCUCUGCGCGCCCCGCGUCACACACGCACACACACACACACACACAAAUGCUCGUCCCAGCUCGGCUGUUUUGUUCUCGAAUGCUUUGGAAGGCGAUCGCAGCCGCUGAGUCGCCGACCCAUGUAGCAUUCUUCCCACAGGUUGCACCGCACACCGACACGGAACCUGCCUGCGUUGCUCCUGCCUGCCAGUGCGACAUGGUCGCUGCGCCGUCAGACGCGUCGUCAUUGCAAGCUACCGGAACCCUCCCAGCCUUCCGCGCCUCCAAACCCACGGAUCCUGCACGUAGCCGUCUACACGUCCACAACACACACGCAAACUCUCUCUCCAUCUCUCGUCCGAUGCGCCUCGCUGGCAUCGCUGUCGUGCCAGCCUUUGCCCACAUACCGCCCCAUCGGCCAUGAGACCUGUUUCUGCGCUGCUGCGUCAUGUCACGCCCACAAUAUGGCUAGGGCGAUGAGCUGGCCAGGAAACUCUUAUCCGCUUUCAGGCUUACGCCGUAACGCUGGCACUUUGCACAUUGGCCAGAAUGCAGCCGUUAUGCCAGCGACUAUGAAGCAGUAAAUCCCCUGCUCGCUGCGCCUCUGAUUGGCUGCCGUCAAAAAGGCUCCCUUGUCGAUAGUCGGGCAAGGGGCUGAAGCAUCGCACUUAGCCUGAGACAUCGCCCAGGGCAUCCCCGUCCUGUCUUUCUUUUUUUCCUCCCUGGAAAAACAAGCCGAAAGCCACGCGACGCCGCUUGUGGGCACUGGAUGCGUACAUACUCUACUUACGGACGUACCUUGUUUGCACA